AUGCGUCGUUACUUGGAUGCGGGUUUGAAAGGCUACACACGGGCCAUCACUUCGGAGAAACUCGAGGCAGUAGUUGCUCGAUGCGUUUUUGCUAAACAGCAGGACACCGCUGCUUCCUUUAACGUUAUGCUCAGUCGAAUUCAACUAGCAUGCAAGGUCACAAGUAUGCUGGCAGACAAGGACAGGGCCUACAAAUCGACGCAGGUCAUAUGGGACGCUUGUCUGGGGCACGUUGAGGACGCGCUGGUUUAUAGAGAAUUCAAUGAGAUGUGUGCGUCUGGAAGAAAGUACGCACGGUUGGCGGCAGGAGGGUCAAUCUAUGUACUUAUGGUGAUCGCUCUUCGCAACCAACGAUGGACUAUCCGUAGGGGCCAUGUCAACCUCUCAACGGACAUCGGUAACCUGCUGAGAUGGCCUGACGAUUCAGAAGAAGGCAAAAUGAUCACGGAGUCUAUCAUACCCAUGGUCGCACUUCUAGCUCGUACCUGCCCUAUCAAGAUCGAGGAGAUCAUGCAAGAUUCAGCUCUGCUCGAGCUCAACGGCGUGCCUGCAGAGAUACUGUGCAGUGACCUAGCCAUAUCUGACAAAUUGUUCGAGAGCGUCAGGUCCAAUUCAUUUGUACUAGUCCCUAGGCACAAUGCUGCAUGGGCACAAUUUGAUAGCAUUUCCAAAUCGAAUGGGACAACUGACGCCUCGAACGACACUCCCUCGCCAUGUGAUAGGGAGGAAUCUCCAUUAACCGUAUUCUCGGAGGAAUCUGAGCCCAGAUCCAUAGAUGCUCAAGGGGACUGUUUGGCGUUGGCUAUGACGAUCCCUACCGAGUCAGCGGGCGUGCAAGUGCAGACCAUUGCAACCUCAUACGAUCCCGGACACACCAAUAACUCACGUUUCCCAGCUUGUCGAGAUAGGAAUGAUAACAAUGAAUGGACGGAGAGAGCUCGUGCAGAGGCAUGUGGAGCUAGCAAACCAGCAGACCUCCAGGAGCUGGAGACCACGUUGAGCACGAUGUAUGUCUCAGGGAAACGACGCACUCAGGACUCAUAUACAAGGGUGGCCUUGGACGGCGUGAAGGAUGUCCUAGCGAUACAAGGUGCUGACGAAGCACUUCUGGCAAGCAUAUGCACGUCUAUGCCAGAGGCUAUGAAACGCAGCCUCACCCAGCGGUUCAUCUCGUGUUUUGACUCAGAUCCCUUGCAAGCCAGGACCACAGCAUCGGAUCCUCUCACGCAGCCGUACGAGACUCUCCAUUUCUCUUGGUACAACAGGCACUGUACUCAGGGACACAACGCGCCCCAGGACGUCCUGCCUCGUAUGAUGAGGCGUGCUGGUGUCAGCAGAACCAAUCACAGCCAGCUAAUGCCUUACCCGUUGAAAGACAUGGUUGAUAAUGCAGCGCUCUACGAGUCCCUCAACAGCAUUCUAGAGGACGUCUUUGCCUGGAUUGAUGGAAAGGUACUGUAA
Messenger RNA from Rhodofomes roseus, 1461 nucleotides. RefSeq lists its product as uncharacterized. Bases 1 to 1461 code for a protein of 486 amino acids. The transcript has 8 exons. The record is from RefSeq and is a predicted model, not a curated record. NCBI's taxonomy places the organism in Eukaryota, Fungi, Basidiomycota, Agaricomycetes, Polyporales, Fomitopsidaceae.